Molecule: messenger RNA, 354 nt
Organism: Prunus armeniaca (apricot)
Lineage: Eukaryota; Viridiplantae; Streptophyta; Magnoliopsida; Rosales; Rosaceae
Source: the annotation of a GenBank genome assembly
AUGUGUCCUGAGGCAAAUCAGGGCAGCAAUCACGGACUCUCUGAAUUUGGUUUGAGUACGAAUGGCGUUACAUAUGAUGACACUGAUUCAGAUAAUAUGAAGAAAUUGAAGAAGCAUCAUAUGAUUCAGAUGAAAUCUAUGCUGACUGUGAUUCCUAUGAUUGCUGAUGCUUACUUGAACAACGAUGAUGCUGAACUGGGUAUGGAUAUUGGGUGCAAAUACAAGUUCAAAACUAACAAGGGUGAAAGCCAUGAAAUCAACCAUCACUCUAGCAUAGGUUGGGAGUUAGUGUGUGAAUAUCGUUUACUAGACGUUUUGGCGCAACACAUUCAAUCUCAGGUUUCCAAAGCAUGA